Molecule: messenger RNA, 2529 nt
Organism: Thalassophryne amazonica
Lineage: Eukaryota; Metazoa; Chordata; Actinopteri; Batrachoidiformes; Batrachoididae
Product: gastrula zinc finger protein XlCGF46.1-like
Exons: 4
Coding region: 19-1398 (459 amino acids)
Biological process (GO): regulation of transcription by RNA polymerase II
Cellular component (GO): nucleus
Molecular function (GO): DNA-binding transcription factor activity, RNA polymerase II-specific; RNA polymerase II transcription regulatory region sequence-specific DNA binding
Source: RefSeq, a predicted model, not a curated record
AUCAGGUUUUCUACAAACAUGUCUAAAGCCCAACAGCUGAGGGACAGGCUGAAACAACUGCUGACAGUUGCUGAUGAAGAAGUAUUUGAGUUGUUAGAAGGAUUGACCACAGACUAUGAAGAAGAAAUUCAUCGUUUAAAAGAAGAGAACAAAGGACCAACGGUUCUGGAAGCUGUUUUUAAUCCUCGGGUUCGCUUGUACAAAGCAGACAUUCAGCCGUUGGUGGUGAUUAAAAAAGAAACUCUCCCUGAACACCAGGAAUGGAAUCUGUAUGUUGACCAGGAGGACAUUAAAGAAGAGAAGCUGUGGAUAAGUCAGCAGGGAGAGCAGCUUCAGCAGCUGGAGGAGGCAAAUCUCACCAAGUUUGGUUUCAAUGCCGUCCUUAGAAAACUAUUUAGCUGUUCUGAUCAGCGUAAAAGACAGAAACAAAAGGGCAAUCUGAACAAAAACAUUAGAAUUCAGACAGGACAAACACCAUUUGUCUGUUCUGAGUGUGGUCAAAGAUUUGGAAGAAAGGGACACCUGAAAAUUCACAUGAUAAUUCAUACAGGGCAAAAACCAUUUGUCUGUUCUGAGUGUGGUCAAAGAUUUGGACAGAAGAGAAGCCUGAACACACACAUGAUAAUUCAUACAGGGCAAAAACCAUUUGUCUGUUCUGAGUGUGGUCAAAGAUUUGUACAAAGGAGCAGCCUGAACACACACAUGUUAAUUCAUACAGGGCAAAAACCAUUUGUCUGUUCUGAGUGUGGUCAUAGAUUUAGGCAAAAUCGCUACCUGAAGAGACACAUGAUAAUUCAUACAGGACAAAAACCAUUCAUCUGUUCCGAGUGUGGUCAACGAUUUGGACGAAAGAGCCACCUGAUCAGACACAUGAUAAUUCAUACAGGACAAAAAGCAUUCAUCUGUUCCGAGUGUGGUCAACGAUUUGGACGAAAGUGCAACCUGAAAACACACAUGAUAAUUCAUACAGGGGAAAAAGCAUUUGUCUGUUCCGAGUGUGGUCAAGCAUUUGGACAAAAGAGCAACCUGCGCACACACAUGAUAACUCAUACAGGGGAAAAACUAUUUGUUUGUUCUGAGUGUGGAAAAAGAUUUGGAUUAAACAGCCAGCUGAACGUUCACAUGAUAGUUCAUACAAGGCAGAAACCAUUUAUGUGUUCUGAGUGUGGUCAAAGAUUUGGACAGAAGAGAAGCCUGAACACACACAUGAUAAUUCAUACAGGGCAAAAACAACAGUCUCACGACUGCAACAAAAGUUUCAAGACAGACCAGAGAACAAUACAGCAAAAGAGAAGGAAAACAUCGAGUGGAAAGAUGAAAACGGCACAAGAGUCAGACGAUUCCAAGAAGAACUCGAAAAGGAAUACAUUGACAAACUUGGAUCAAUGCAGUGGCUAAAAAUGGAGAACUUGGUUUUCAUGGAGAAAGAAUUCUGAUUGGAGCACAAGAUCAGGGACUUCUAACAAAUGGCUUCAAAAAAAUGGCAGAGAUCUCAAAAAAUGAUAAAUGCUGAUUCUGUCAUACAGCUGUUGAGAGUGUAAACCAUCUAACUUCAGCAUGCCAGAUCCUCAUGGCAGAUGGACAUUAUACAUCCAGACACAAGACCUGUCAAUAUGUCCACUGGAAGGUAUGCAAGGAACUGGAGAUGGAAGUCAAAGAACACGUCUGGGAGCAUGAGCCAGCACCAGUCUCAUCCAACGGAAAGUAACAAUCAAACCUGAUAUUGUCAUCUGGAACAAGCAAGAGAUAACAGCCAAAAUCAUCUAUGUGACACUCCCCAAUGACUACUGCCUGAAUCAAUCGGAAAGGGGAAAGAUCUCGAAAUACCAAGACCUGAAAAAUGACCUACGAACAACAUGGUCAUUGAAAGACUUAGAUAUCAUCCCAGUUGUGGUGGGGGCAACAGGCCUGAUGAAGAAGAAUCUGAAGAAAUACCUUAAGGCAAUUUCCGGUCACCCAAGCGCACAUGAGGUGCAGUUGUCUGCAAUUAAGGGAACAAUCACCAUCUUGAAGAGAGCCCUCGGAUACAAUGCCAGUUCUGGUUAGGAUAACUAUAGAGCCUACGGUGCAACUUUAGACCCCAGGUUUGGGGCCCACUGCAUUCUAUUAAAAAGACAUCAAAGAUAAAUGAAAAAACAAAGGGCAAAAACCAUUUGUUUGUUCUGAGUGUGGUCAAAGAUUUAGAGGAAAAUGGCCACCUGAAGACACAAAUGAUAAUUCAUUGGAGUUCCUACUGGACACAAGCCUCGAGUGUCCUCUGUCCCACCGUGAAGGGGUUUGCCAGGAGAGAUCUUGGUAGGAGGAUGUUUCAAAAGAAACAAACCCCAGCUAAAACCUCCACAAAGUGCCUAGGCACCAGGGCAGAUGAAGAAAAUGGUGCAACUUCUCCCAUUGCUGCUGGGAGACAUCUCCUCUGUAGCAGCACUCAGCUGGGUCAUCCACCAGAUCAGCGGUGUCAUCUACCAGAUAGUUCUGAUCCUGGACCCCAACAACAACACCAUCAAUGGGCUAAAAGAAUCCAGUGAAACU